Messenger RNA from Eleginops maclovinus (Patagonian blennie), 4548 nucleotides. RefSeq names its product ATPase plasma membrane Ca2+ transporting 3b (gene atp2b3b). Lineage: Eukaryota; Metazoa; Chordata; Actinopteri; Perciformes; Eleginopidae. Gene Ontology annotation, biological process: regulation of cytosolic calcium ion concentration; calcium ion transmembrane transport. Gene Ontology annotation, cellular component: plasma membrane; intracellular membrane-bounded organelle. Gene Ontology annotation, molecular function: P-type calcium transporter activity; ATP hydrolysis activity; PDZ domain binding. The record is from RefSeq and is a predicted model, not a curated record.
CGGCGACCAUCCGUCAGGUGAGCGCGCGGAGCGGAAUAUUCAUCAGCACCGUCGUCGUCUUUCAUCCCUCCGCUCGUGGACUCCAGCAGCCCGGUCCCCCCUGUGUCCUCUCAUCCGGUCCGGGACAUUCUCCGCUCCACGCACACGCAGAUUAACGGGGAUUCUGCCUCCCCGCUCGCGCGCUGAUGCUGAUGUCCUUGAGCUCGGCCUGCACGGUCCUGGUGGUGCAGAAGUAGCUACCUCUGAACUGGAUCCACUUCCUGUCUCCAAUUUAUCAGCUGCCUUUGCCUUGCUCACCCCUCUCUCCAUCCGUCCAUCGUCUCUCCAUCGCCGUCUGUGAGUCUGUCAGCCUGUCCGCUCGUCUGUCCAUGGACUGGCCGUGACCCUGGAGGGAGGGGGACAGAAAAGAGGAAAGAGCGGAGUCGCAGAGGAGACGAGGGAAAGAAAAAAGCUGGAUUCAUUCAGACAUCACGCUUCUGAAGUGCCCCUGCUUGCUAUCCUUGAUCCCCCUCAUCCCCCUCCUCCUCCUGUUAUGGAGAAUUAAAGGAGCAGCGGGAGGCUAGGCCAAUAGUGAGGAGAAAAAACAUAAACCACCAGCGACCCCUCAUUGCCCUCAAAUGAAAUAAAAAAGGGUUUAGCUGUACCGUUAUAAUCUCACAUUUUAAGUACAAAAUCAAGCAAACCAAGAUUCUGAUUGCACAUGAACAACCCUCCACCAACCAAACAAAAGAGGAACUGAGUUGAGGACGGACUAGGAGAGAAGGGAGGACCAAAACAGAGAAGAACCGUACUGACAUGUCAACAACUGCCACUAUGGGUGAAAUGGCAAACAGCGCGGUGGAGUUUUACCCCAAAGGGGCGCGAGGCACUGGCUCAGUUGGACGGGCAGAAGGCAGCCAAGCAGGGGGAGAGUUUGGGGUCACGGUGACAGAACUAGCGGAGCUGAUGGAGCUCCGAGGGUCCGAUGCCCUGCAGAAGAUCCAGGAAAGCUUUGGAGACACAGAAGGGCUCUGCCAGAGACUACAGUCCAACACCACGGAGGGUCUCAGUGGCGACCCGGCAGACAUUGAGCGUCGGUGCCAAGUUUUCGGCCCAAACUUCAUCCCCCCGAAGAAGCCCAAGACAUUCCUGGAGCUGGUGUGGGAGGCCUUACAGGAUGUCACACUCAUUAUCUUGGAGGCUGCUGCCAUCAUCUCCCUCGGACUCUCUUUCUAUCAGCCUCCAGGAGGUGAUACCGAAGCAUGCGGUGUAGUGCAGGGGUCUUCAGAGGAUGAAGGUGAAGGGGACACCGGCUGGAUCGAGGGCGCAGCCAUCCUACUGUCUGUCGUGUGUGUUGUCCUUGUGACGGCGUUUAAUGACUGGUCCAAAGAGAAGCAGUUCCGGGGUCUACAGAGUCGGAUCGAACAAGAACAGAGGUUCGCCGUUGUGCGUAAAGGAAAUGUCAUACAGAUCCCGGUGGCUGACAUGGUGGUGGGGGACAUGGCCCAAGUCAAAUACGGGGACCUGCUGCCAGCUGAUGGUGUGUUGGUCCAGGCCAACGAUCUGAAGAUAGAUGAGAGCUCUCUGACAGGAGAGUCUGACCACGUAAGCAAGUCAGUGGACAAGGACCCCAUGCUGCUCUCAGGUACCCAUGUGAUGGAGGGCUCAGGCAGGAUGCUGGUGACAGCUGUGGGAGUCAACUCGCAGACAGGCAUCAUCUUCACCCUGCUGGGGGCUGGAGAGCUGGAGGAGGAAGGGAAGGAUAAGAAAGGAAAACAACCCGAUGGAGCUGUGGAGAACAAUCAGAACAAAGCCAAGAAGCAGGAUGGGGGUGUUGCCAUGGAGAUGCAACCCCUGAAAAGUGCAGAGGGAGGGGAGGUGGAGGAGAGAGAGAAGAAGAAGACCAGCGUUCCAAAGAAGGAGAAGAGUGUGUUGCAGGGCAAGCUCACCAAACUCGCUGUUCAAAUUGGCAAAGCAGGUUUGGUGAUGUCGGCCAUUACUGUCAUCAUCCUGGUGCUGUACUUCGUCAUCAACACAUUUGUUGUUGAAGGUCAAUCAUGGUUGGCAGAGUGUACUCCGCUGUACGUCCAGUACUUCGUCAAGUUCUUCAUCAUCGGUGUCACUGUGCUGGUGGUGGCUGUUCCAGAAGGCUUACCUCUGGCUGUGACCAUCUCUCUGGCUUACUCUGUCAAGAAAAUGAUGAAGGACAACAACCUUGUGCGUCACUUGGAUGCAUGUGAGACCAUGGGUAACGCCACAGCCAUCUGCUCUGACAAGACGGGCACCCUCACCACCAACCGCAUGACGGUGGUGCAGACCCACAUAGGUGAUGUGCACCACCGCCAAGUCCCGGACCCUGGACAGAUCAGCCCCCGGACACUGGAUCUGUUAGUCAAUGCUAUCGCUAUCAACAGCGCCUACACCUCCAAGAUCCUACCGCCUGAUGUGGAGGGGGGUCUGGCUAAGCAAGUGGGCAACAAGACAGAGUGUGGCCUGCUGGGAUUUGUUCUGGACCUACAGCAGGACUACGCCCCUGUCAGAGAGCAGAUCCCUGAGGAGAGGCUGUACAAGGUGUACACAUUCAACUCAGUCCGUAAAUCCAUGUGUACAGUGAUCAAGCUGCCUGACGGAUCCUUCCGCCUCUAUAGCAAAGGAGCGUCUGAGAUCAUGCUGAAGAAAUGUUCCUACAUCCUGGACGCCGCUGGAGAAGCACGCACUUUCCGCCCACGUGACAGAGAUGAGAUGGUGAAACAGGUGAUCGAGCCUAUGGCCUGUGAGGGGUUGAGAACCAUCUGCAUAGCAUACCGUGACCUGCCGGGUAAUCCGGAGCCAGACUGGGAAAACGAAGCUGAAAUAGUGACGGAGUUGACCUGCAUCUCUGUGGUGGGGAUAGAGGACCCUGUGCGGCCUGAGGUACCCGAUGCCAUUCGUAAGUGUCAGCGCGCAGGCAUCACUGUGCGGAUGGUGACUGGAGAUAACAUUAACACAGCGAGGGCCAUUGCUGCUAAAUGUGGCAUCAUCCACCCCGGGGACGACUUCAUCUGUAUAGAGGGCAAAGACUUCAACCGACGAAUCAGGAACGAGAAAGGAGAGAUCGAACAGGAACGCAUUGACAAAAUCUGGCCCAAACUCCGUGUGUUGGCUCGAUCCUCCCCAACAGACAAACACACACUGGUCAAAGGAAUCAUCGACAGCACGGUGUUAGAGCAGAGGCAGGUCGUCGCAGUAACAGGAGAUGGAACCAAUGACGGACCAGCUCUGAAGAAGGCUGAUGUUGGCUUUGCCAUGGGUAUUGCGGGGACGGAUGUGGCUAAAGAAGCGUCUGACAUCAUCCUGACUGAUGACAACUUCAGCAGCAUUGUUAAGGCGGUGAUGUGGGGCCGAAAUGUCUACGAUAGCAUCUCCAAGUUCCUGCAGUUCCAGCUCACAGUCAACGUAGUGGCUGUCAUCGUGGCCUUCACCGGGGCCUGCAUCACUCAGGACUCUCCUCUGAAGGCGGUGCAGAUGCUGUGGGUGAAUCUCAUCAUGGACACGUUUGCUUCUCUGGCUCUGGCUACUGAGCCCCCCACUGAGGACCUGUUGUUGCGGAAACCCUACGGUCGGAACAACCCGCUCAUCUCACUGACCAUGAUGAAGAACAUCCUGGGCCAUGGAGUGUACCAGCUGGUCAUCAUUUUCACCCUACUGUUCAUAGGCGAGCACAUCUUUAACAUCGACAGCGGCCGCAACGCUCCGCUCCACUCCCCGCCCUCUGAGCACUACACCAUCAUCUUCAACACCUUCGUCCUCAUGCAGCUCUUCAACGAGAUCAACGCUCGCAAGAUCCACGGAGAGAGAAACGUCUUUGACGGCAUAUUUGCCAACCCCAUCUUCUGCACCAUCGUUGUGGGAACCUUCGCCGUGCAGAUCGUGAUUGUGCAGUGGGGAGGAAAGCCCUUCAGCUGUGCUCCUCUCAACGUGGAGCAGUGGCUCUGGUGUCUAUUCGUGGGGGUCGGGGAGCUCCUGUGGGGGCAGGUGAUUGCCACAGUGCCAACGGAGCGGCUGCCAUGCCUGAAGGAGGCGGGGAUGGGCCUGGAGCCCGGGGAGGAGGAAGGGGAGGAGAUGGCCGAGGAUGAGGAGGAGAUCGACUGUGCUGAGAGGGAGCUGCGCCGCGGACAGAUCCUCUGGUUCAGAGGCCUUAACCGUAUCCAGACCCAGAUGGAGGUAGUGAGCACGUUCAAGCGAAGCGGUUCGUUUCAGGGAGCGGUGAGACGGCGCUCCUCCGUGCUCAGUCAGCUCCACGACGUAAACACUAUCUCUACCCCCUCUCACGUAGCUCUCUCCACCGCAACAGCCAAUACCAGCCCAGCCCCCGGGAAUGCGAGUGGUGAAAGCAUUCCGUAGUUCGCUGUACGAGGGCCGGGAAAAACCGGAAUCCCGCAACUCCAUCCACAACUUCAUGGCCCACCCAGAGUUCCUCAUCAACGACCUCAUCCACAACAUCCCACUGAUCGACGACACCGACGUGGACGACGAAUCAGAGCUCAGCAGAUACCAGCACCUGCACCCGGCCCUCCGCAAGCCACCGCC